AUGGCAGGCUGGGGUGAGGCGGGGGAAGGGGACGGGCCGUAUCUCUGCGAGCGGCUGGAGUCAUUCUGCUGUCGCCAUGGUUACGACGCAGUGGUGCUGCUGCUGUCUGUGUCUGAUGCAGUGUGCCACAGCCGCCAGCAGGUGGCAGUGUACGCCCGGAGCACACAGCUGCUCAGCCAGCUGUGUGUUGAGUUGGAGGAGUCGUCCAGCUGGUCUCUCUCCGGGGAACUCGACGCAAAGAAGAAAUUUCAGGUGUACCACAUCCCGGUGAACACCAUCUUCCCCGGCACGCCUCCGUGUCUGGAGCAGGAGAUCCGCUGUCUUCUGCAGGACUUUGUGGAUACGCGCACCUCCGUCCUCACCUGCGAGCCCAGCAGCCGCACCUCCUCCACAGAGGGAGUGGCCGGCAGCAUGGACUUCUCCCAGAGCUCCUCUGGAAUCACAGACAUGGAUCCAGCAGAGGAACGAGCGGAGGCCGAGGGAGGAGAGGAGCCAGUGGAGAACAGGGCUCUGGGCGGAGUUUCAGAUGGACCUGACGGAGCAGAGGCCGCGGAGCUGGUGAGCCCGGACAGUGGACUUACCACUCUCCGCAGCAGUCGCUCUUCCAAAGAAAGCUCCGUGUUCCUGAGCGACGAGAGCCCAAUGGCAGACCUCCUGACAGGCACAGCACCCACACAGCUCCUGCGACACUCCUCCCCUCUGGGCCUGCUCUCUCUGUCGCCCCCUGUUCCCCCGGAGAGGAGGAGGAACCGUGCACGAAACAAAACAGACGUGGAUCUGUGCAGCUUUGAUCCUCUGCACAGUGGGACUUCCAACACAGACACCGAUCAUGCAGGGCAUCCCAGUAGCUCGGAAAUGGAAGAACUCAGCUUGGUGGACUUUUCCGCUCACACCUCUGUUAGCGGCCUGGACAGUCGAAACUCUUCCAUCGACUUCCACGUCCAAACCGUGGUUCCUCCGACUCCUGUCAACAGUCUCGUCGGCAGCCGGCCUCCCAGUAGCUGUGGCGUUCGUUUUUUCCCAGAAGACGUCAUCGAAAGAAUCAACGGGUUGCAGCAUAAAGACAGCGUUUCUUCGUCUCUCUCCGAAACCUGGGACGAGUUCAGUUUUGACACACAGGGGGCGCUGUCCUCAAGUGACAACAGUUCUUGGAAUGUCGCAAAAACGUGUGAAAGUCCGCAGAAUGUUCCCGUAGAAGCUAUGAAAACCACUGAAUCAAACGACGACGACGUCUCAAAAUCAUUGAAAGUUCUCGAGCCUCAGCUUAGUCUAAUCCUGGAACAGACAGAUACGCACCGCAAUUGGAACCCAGAUCACGUUAUUGACGAUAAAUGGAUUUCUGUAACUUUGAACAAUUUGCAGCUCACUCCGCCUGAGGAGGAGGAGCUGGUGGUGAAGCGCAAAACUGGAAUUAUCGCACCCAAAGACAAGAAAGUAAAGAAGAAAGAGCUAUUACAAACUUUAACGCCAGAUACGUCUAAGGAGGAUGAGGAAGAGGGCAAAAAGAAUGGGAAAAAUAAAAUGGAGCUUUUGGAUUUCUGGACUUAUUCUGAACAAAAAGGUUUUCUAAAAUCAGACAGUGCAACAACGACGUCGUACCCGGAAUCACUGGAUAUGUGGAAUAUGACGAUACAAGAUGACAGCCUCAACACGCCAGACUGCUUGUGGGAAAACUCGGUAGCAUCAAUCUGUGGAGACAGCAAUAAUGGAUCAAUGGAGAGCCCUCUUGAGGUGGACAAUGAAAUGGCGAUGUGGAACACUACUAUAAGAGAAGACAGUUCGUCCACAAUUGCAAGUCCGGAAGGGAAAGACAUGAAUCAAGUCGCAUCUUUGGAAACUUCUCCUGUUGCAGAGGAGAGCAAAGAUCUCGGAAAUGUGCAGAGCAGUGAAGUUAGUGUAAAAAUAGUUAUAGAAAAUGCUGAUCAGGAAACAGACUGUGCUAUGGAUGAGGAAAACCAGGUUAGUGAGCCCUGGGACCUGCCUGUGCCGGGAAUGGCCGUGUCAACUUCGGAAUACGACAAUAUCGGAGGAGGAGCGGCCACAUGGAGUCUGAGUUCUUCACCAGAUUCGAGUCUUGCCGUAGAUUUGAUUCAGCUAGAAGCGCAGUCGAGUCCGUUUGUGGGGGUCACCCAAACACAGGGCAGCGAAACAACAGCACAGAAAGACCAUGUGUUUACGUACGAAGGGCUUAAAGAAUCAGAAAAUGAACAUAAAGUGAAGAAGGAUAGUGAAACCUCAAAGCAGUCGGACAGUCAUUCUCCGUUUAUGCUUGUGGAGGUGAAUCAGAAGUUGGACCAGUCUCCAUCAGCAAAUCUUUUCCACUGGGGUGAGCUGAUAUCCGAAACACAACAAACAAAAACAUCAAAAGACGAAUUAGAUCAAGGUCUGGGCAUUGAAACAGUGGGUUUGCUUGGUGAAAGGGAAGGACUCAAACUGAGCCCAGACAGCUUACACACAGGCAGCAGGGACGAACUCCGCUCCUCUGAUGGAGAUUCGUCAUCCGGCCUCGAAAUGGAAAGCAUCAUCGUAUCUGGAACGGUGAAAGAAGCGGAAAGGGUGCGACCGGUGGCAAAGGAGGUGAAGAAAUCCAUGGAAACGUUCAGCAUGUUGUCCUACGCAGCAAGUAUUCUGCAAGCUCAGGCCGCCCACAACCGCAAAGAAAGAUUAGAGCAAAGUGUUCCCAUUCAUCAUGUCCAAAUCAUCAGUCCAAGCCAGUCGGAAUCAUUGAAUAAGUUAGAAUUGUCUCAAGAUGACGACAGGCAAACGGUUCCACCAAGAAGUACCUCUCCUUCCUUGAGGUACCCGUCUGAUCACUUUCUAAAGACGAGAGAAGAGGUGUACGUGCAUUCGCAGAUCUCAAUGGAGGAUUCCGAUGAGGGCGGGCAGUCUCCGUUGGGUGACUUGCAGAUUUGGAGCGAGGAUGCGGAGAAGCAGGGCACCCAAGGGAGACUGCAUACCCCCACCCAAGGGACCCCACAGAGCCACAGCCUAGGCAGCUCUGAGCUGGCCUCCCCCGUGGUCACAGAGAGCUCGGUUUCUCGUAGCAGCUCGUACACAGACUCGUCUCUGAGUGAAAGUGCGCCCCCUGCAGAUGAAGGCAAGGGUUUAGCUCUGCCCUUCUCUGGAGAUCUGAUGGAAGAAGACGAAGAGGUGGAGGAGGAGAGCAAGGACCAAACAGCUGGUCAAACACAACUUACAAGUCACGAGGAUGUCCCGCUCACAGCCGAUGAACCAUUCCAGUGGGCAGGUGCAGACAGCGCCCCCUGUGCUCAGACGCAGUAUGGCUACAACUACCACCACAUCGACCAGAGGACAAUGCACUCCAGCUGUGGCCCUAAAGACAGUCGUGUGGAGCAGGGGGGAGAGGUGUACGCAGAGUUCACAUGUGAGGCCAGCGCCGACGCACUCAGUCAACAAAGAGUGGUGCGCAGAGGCAGCGCAGCACACAGCUCUGGACUUCACCCAGGACAGAGCGGGUGUGAAGACCAACACCACCAUGAAGAGCAGCCAGGCCGAGGGGACCACGCCCGAUAUGUGUCGGACACUUAUGUGCACUUCCUCCUCUCCAGGGAAAAGCAGCAGGAGGACGGAGACGACAUGGGCUCACGCGGAGAGCCAGAGGAGCUGGGCAACAGGGAAGAGCCGGUGUCUUCAGCCGACGGGUCUGCGGCCUCGGCUCAGAGGAGAAAGCUGCCGGCUCCUGCUCUGAACGUGUCCCUGGACCACAGCGAGGGGUCUCUGCUGUCCGACACCGGAGACGAGACUGGAGAUGAGACCGGAGACGAACUGGACUUGAACAUGGACGACAUGGACACCCCUGACGAGGCUGACUCUGUGGACUUUGAGGAAACAAACGAGUGUGAGGAGGCGUCUGCUGCCGUGUCUGCCCCAGGGCAGGGCAGAGAGAGUCGGCUGUGGAGGAGUGUGUUGAUUGGAGAGCAGGAGCAUCGCAUCGACAUGAAGAGCAUCGAGCCGUACAAGCGAGUCAUCUCCCACGGAGGUUACUACGAAGAACAACACGCCAUCAUCGUGUUCGCCGCCUGCUUCCUCCCCGACAGCGACUGCGACAACUACAACUAUGUGAUGGAGAACCUGUUCCUGUAUGUGAUCAGCACUCUGGAGCUCAUGGUGGCGGAGGAUUACAUGAUCGUGUAUCUGAACGGAGCCACGCCGCGCAGACGCACCCCCGGCUUCUCCUGGAUGAAGAAGUGCUACCACAUGAUCGACAGAAGACUGAAGAAGAACCUGAAGAUGUUCAUCAUCGUUCAUCCGUCCUUCUUCAUCCGGACGCUGCUGGGAGUCACGCGGCCGUUCAUCAGCUCCAAGUUCAGCAGUAAGAUCCGGUACGUGCACAGCCUGCAGGAGCUGGGACACAUCAUCCCCAUGGAGUACGUGCACAUCCCGCCCAGCAUCAUCAGGUUUGACGAUGACAGAGGAGCAGGUUCCAGACUGGAUGCAGAGUUGCAGGAAACCACAUGCAAAUCGGACAGAAAGAGGAGCUCUGCCAUAGCAGCCGUUAGCCCCAGUAACAGGUGGACUCUGUCCCGCGGGAGACAAGGUCGUGUGGGUCCAGAGCAACAUCUCCUCUCCACUGAGCUGACUGGGCUACACUUCCGGGACUCUUUCUCCUCGAGUUGGACCGGACCUGGGGCUGGCAUGAAGAGCCUGCCGUACUUCUGCCGCGGGGAGGUGGUGCGAGGCUUCGGCAGAGGGAGCAAAGAGCUGGGCAUCCCCACCGCGAACUUCCCGGACGGUGUGGUGGAGCACCUGCCCGCAGACAUCAGCACCGGCAUCUACUACGGCUGGGCCUGUGUGGGCAGCGGCGACGUGCACAAGAUGGUCAUGAGCAUCGGCUGGAACCCCUACUACAACAACACUAAGAAGUCUAUGGAGACUCACGUGAUACACACUUUCAAAGAAGACUUCUACGGAGAGGUGCUGAGUGUGGUGCUGGUGGGCUACAUCCGACCAGAGACAAGCUUUGACUCUUUAGAGGCGCUGAUCUCGGCCAUAAACGGAGACAUCGAAGAGGCCAAAGCCAAACUGGAUAAACCCGAACACCUCAAACUCAAAACGGACAACUUCUUCAGCAGCAGCAGCAGCGCCACCCUCUGUCUGAACGGCGCCACUACAGCCUCCAACGGCCACAUCAACGGACACUGA
Knipowitschia caucasica is the source of this 5163-nucleotide messenger RNA. The record is from the annotation of a GenBank genome assembly. Lineage: Eukaryota; Metazoa; Chordata; Actinopteri; Gobiiformes; Gobiidae.